CUUUUAUUCGUUCUGAACCGUGCAGAGAGCCAGCACACCCUUUCCUCAACCAACUUCCAACCGCACGCCGCUCGUCUUACCCAUUGGCGUGCUACCACCACAUCGUGGCUCCCGGACAGGUAACCGAGUCCCUCCCAGGCUUCUUACCAAGUAGGUAGAGUAUUUUUACCUACCUUGCCUCUUCCUCCACUCCGGUCUCGCGGCCAUUCCUCUGUCGGACCAGCUGCUUCCCGGCCGCGCAGGGGGGCUUGGGUAGAACAUCAAACCCUCUUACACGCCGUCGGCUCUCGUACCUGCGACGCUCCAUCCCAAUCACCUCCUUGCUUCUUCCAGCCAUUCGCCCUCGACGACCCCUGACAACAUGGGCUCUUUAGACAAGUCCCACGACGAAAUAACCAUCCUGGUCACUGGGUUCGGGCCGUUUAAAAAUGAGUUUCCUCGGAAUCCCAGCUGGGACAUUGCCUCCUCGCUACCAGAAUACCUACCUCCCCUGAAUGCUAAGUCUUCAACCGCCGUCCGUGGCGGGUCCCUGCCUCUGCCUCCGGUCCGAAUCGUACUUCACCCUGAGCCAGUGCGUGUCACGUACUCGGCCGUCCGGCACCUCGUUCCAAAGCUGUGGCAGCCCGGAUUCGAAGGAGUCCAGAAGAUCGAUUACGUGCUACAUAUCGGCAUGGCGUCGUCUAAGAAGCAGUACGUUCUUGAACGACUUGGACACAGGGACGACUACACGAUCCCCGACCUGGAUCAGAGGCUGCCCAACCAGAACUCUUCCUCUGACGAUUACCCCUGGCACGAUAUCCCUGCUCAGUUGGUGACCGAUCUUGACGUAGCAGACAUCAAGAGGAGAUGGGAAUCGUACUUGCCGGACAAUCUUACGCUCAAAUCAUCGGAAGACGCAGGUCACUUCCUUUGCGACUACAUAUACUUCAACAGCUUGGCCACCUGUCACCGCGCUGAGAAGCGCAAGACAGUCUUGUUCAUGCAUGUACCGGCCGUCAGACCAGAGCCCGCGGAUUUGUACAACAGUUCGAUUGAUCUGGGCCGGGAGGUUGCGAUCCAGCUCCUGAGAUCACUCGUUGAGAGCGAGCUGACUGCUGAGCGAGCAAAGGCUGAGGCCGAAUCGUGAAGGUGCAUGUCUUUUGCCGCAUUCGGAGGCGUCUCUCACUUACCGGGCCCGAAUUAUGUCCUGGCUCUCAAGAACGUUGUGUGAGUCGUUGCAGGAGAGCAAGGGCGCUCUGGGGACCGGAAAUCGAAUGGGCGACGACCUGAGAGUUCCAAGUGGCGUCUGCAUCCCUUCGCAACGAACCUUUGAAACAAUAGUGCUCGCUGUCCAGUACUGUAGUGUGCAACAAGCUUGAAUACCGAAGGGCGAUCCUCCCGCGAAGUGAGGUUUGUGUCUUCCCGCGUCAACUGGGCAUCAAUGGACAGUUCCAAAUCGGAUGAUCAGCCAAGGCAAAGUCACCUAGAUGGGCGAGGUAGUCUCCCGAUCAA
Molecule: messenger RNA, 1491 nt
Organism: Diaporthe batatas
Lineage: Eukaryota; Fungi; Ascomycota; Sordariomycetes; Diaporthales; Diaporthaceae
Exons: 4
Coding region: 362-1126 (254 amino acids)
Biological process (GO): proteolysis
Source: RefSeq, a predicted model, not a curated record